Molecule: messenger RNA, 3612 nt
Organism: Spathaspora passalidarum NRRL Y-27907
Lineage: Eukaryota; Fungi; Ascomycota; Pichiomycetes; Serinales; Debaryomycetaceae
Gene: ELF1
Product: Elf1p
Exons: 1
Coding region: 1-3612 (1203 amino acids)
Molecular function (GO): ATP binding; ATP hydrolysis activity
Source: RefSeq, a predicted model, not a curated record
AUGUCUAAACAGUCAUUCGACGACUUCUUGAAGCAGCAACAAGCUUCUCAGAAUAAGCCUAAGGGGUACGGUUACAGAAACCAACAAGGAAACCCAAGUUUCCAACCUCAAGGAUACAACCAAAAUUUCCAACAGGGUUAUCAGCAAGGUUUCCAACCUCAGGGGUAUAACAACAAUUACUAUGCUCAAGGAUACGAUCCAAGCUUCCAACAAGGAACCAAUUAUAACCAAGGCCACAACCAAGGAUAUAAUCAAGGGUAUAACCAAGGUUACAACCAGAAUUAUCAAAGAUACAACAAGAAUACCCGUGGUCCUUAUCAACAAGAAUCUCCCAUUACUACUCCUAUCGAGUCGUUGCCAACUAGUGGAAGAAGCACUCCUAUGAACCCUAAUGCAUCAACUACCUCCUUGACUUCAUUAAACACUGCAUUGAGUAAAUUAAACGUUGAAAACACCCCAAUUCUGGAAAACUUAUCCAACAUUGAAAAAGCCACCAAGAUAUCUGAAGUCAGACCAGAAGUAGAUGCUAUAGUUGACGCCAUCGCUUCUCAAGACUCCCUUUCCGUUAUCAACGAGUGGAAAUUGAAUGAAAUCGUCAAGUCUUUGCUUAAAGCCAAGAACCCUGCAUUGGUCAGAGAAGCUGCCUUGAUGAUUAUCCAACAUCUUGCUACCAAGUUUGGUGGACAAACUCCAAACGAAGCUUACUUGUUACAAUUUUUGAGUACUGCUUACGAUAUGUUUGCUGAUAAGGACAAGAACGUCACCAAGGCUGCCAAGAGUGCCGUUGACGCCUUGUAUGGAAUCUACCCUGUCGAAGCACUCGGUUCUAUUGUCUUGGAUGAAUACUUGAACUAUUUCAAAUCCAGCGCUAAGUGGAACUCUAAGGUUGGUGCAUUAGUUAAUUUCGAUAGAAUAAUUGAAGAAGUUCCAUCUGACUUGUUGGAAUUGAAGUUUAUCAAUGCUGUUCCUGUCUUGACGGAUUUGCUGACCGAUUUCAAACCAGAAUUGGCCAAGCAUGGUUUGGCUACUUUAAAGAAGUUUGUUAAAGUGUUGGAUAACUUGGAUCUUCAAAAUAAGUACGAUAUCAUCGUGGACACUUUAGCUGAUCCUCAAAAGGUUACUGAAUGUAUCAAGAACUUGUCUUCAGUUACAUUUGUCGCUGAAGUUACUGAACCUGCCUUGUCUUUAUUAGUUCCAAUUUUGGACAAGUCCUUGAAAAUGUCGUCAUCUUCCAACGAGCAAUUGAGACAAACUGUCAUGGUUACUGAAAAUUUAACCAGAUUAGUUAAUAACAAGCGUGAAAUUGAAAGCUUUAUUCCAAUUUUGUUACCUGGUGUUGAAAAAGUGGUUAAUAAUGCUUCAUUACCAGAAGUCAGAGAAUUGGCUGGUAAGGCCUUGAAGGUUAUUCAAGAUGCCGAAAGUGAACAAACCGAUGGUAAAUUCCACGGUAGAAUUACCUUAGAACAAGCCAAGGACUUCUAUACUGAAAACAUCCCUGCUGAAUUAUCCUCGGUGGUUGAAAAGUUAAACUUGGACGAUGAAGUCAUUGGUAACUACUUGAGUAUUGUCUUACAAGCUGAUGCUCAUGUCAAUGAUUGGAAGCGUUUGCAAGAAUACUUGGAAUUGGCCGUGUCUGAACCUAAAUACGCAGAAGCUGUUGUAACCAACUUGCGUCACUUGUACAACCCAGAAUCUUCCACUGACAACCAGGAUGACGAUGGUGCUAUUGAAAUUGUCAAUGCUGAUUUCUCAUUGGCUUACGGUUCCCGUAUGUUGUUAAACAAGACUAAUUUGAGAUUAUUAAAGGGACACAGAUAUGGGUUAUGUGGUAGAAAUGGUGCUGGUAAGUCCACCUUAAUGAGAGCCAUUUCUAAGGGUCAAUUGGAAGGAUUCCCUAGUGCUGAUGAAUUGCGUACCUGUUUCGUGGAGCAUAAAUUGCAAGGUUCUGAAGCCGAUAUGGAUUUGGUCAGUUUCAUUGCUUCUGACCCUGAUCUUGCUGAAGUUCACGACAGACACGACAUUGAAAAGGCCCUCCUUGAAGUUGGAUUCACUGACGAAAGAUUACAACAAAAUGUCGGUUCUUUGUCUGGUGGGUGGAAGAUGAAAUUGGAAUUGGCCAGAGCUAUGUUGUUGAAGGCCGAUGUGUUGUUAUUGGAUGAACCUACUAAUCAUUUGGAUGUCACUAACGUCCAAUGGUUGCAAGAUUAUCUUGUUGAUCACACUUCCAUCACUUCCUUGAUUGUUUCCCAUGACUCUGGAUUCUUGGAUGCCGUGUGUACUGAUAUUAUCCAUUAUGAAAACAAGAAGUUGGCUUACUACAAGGGUAACUUGUCUGAGUUUGUCAAGGUUAAGCCAGAAGGUAAGUCUUACUAUACCUUGACCGAUUCCAAUGUCAAGAUGGCCUUCCCACCUCCAGGUAUCUUGACUGGGGUUAAGUCCAACACCCGUUCCGUUGCCCGUAUGACUGAUGUCACCUUCACUUUCCCCGGUGGUGCCAAGCCAUCUUUAAAGAACGUUUCCGUGUCCUUGUCCUUAAGUUCUCGUGUGGCCAUCUUGGGUCCAAAUGGUGCUGGUAAGUCCACUUUGAUCAAGUUGUUAACUGGUGAAUUGGUUCCUGACUCCGGUAAGGUUGAAAAGCAUCCAAAUUUGAGAAUUGGGUAUAUUGCUCAACAUGCUUUGCAACAUGUUGAACAGCACAAGGAAAAAACUGCUAACCAGUAUUUACAAUGGAGAUACAGAUUUGGUGACGAUAGAGAGGUCUUGCUUAAGGAAUCGCGUAAGGUUUCUGACGAAGAACUUGAGCUCAUGAAGAAGGAAAUUGACAUUGCUGACGGAAGAGGCCCUCGUGCUAUUGAAGCCAUUGUUGGUAGACAAAAGUUGAAGAAGUCGUUCCAAUAUGAAAUCAAGUGGAAGUUCUGGUUGCCUAAGUACAACUCGUGGGUUCCUAGAGAAGUCUUGCUUGAGCACGGAUUUGACAAGCUUAUUCAAAAGUUUGAUGAUCAUGAAGCGUCGAGAGAAGGGUUGGGUUACCGUGAAUUGACCCCAUCUGUGAUUAGAAAGCAUUUCGAAGAUGUCGGGUUAGACGGGGAUAUUGCCGAUCACACCCCUAUGGGCUCGUUGUCUGGUGGUCAAUUGGUCAAGGUUGUUAUUGCCGGUGCCAUGUGGAACAAUCCACACUUGUUGGUUCUUGAUGAACCUACCAAUUAUUUGGAUCGUGACUCCCUCGGUGGGUUAGCUGUUGCCAUUAGAGAAUGGAAUGGUGGGGUGGUUAUGAUUUCCCAUAAUAGUGAAUUCGUGGGUGCAUUGUGUCCCGAACAAUGGCAUAUCAAGGAUGGUGAAGUUGUGCAAAAGGGUACUGUUGGUGUUGAUGCAAACAGAUUCGAAGAUGGCGCAGAACUGAAGGAGGGUUCUCCAGCACCUACUCCGGCUCCAAAGAGAGCUGAUGACGACGAUUCCCCAGCUAACAUUAAGGUCAGAACUAGAAAAAAGAAGAUGACUAGAAAUGAAAAGAAGGUUCAAGCUGAAAGAAGAAGGUUGAGAUAUCUUGAAUGGUUGAGUAGUCCAAAGGGUACUCCAAGACCACCGGACACUGACGAUGAAGAAGAAGAUUAG